Molecule: messenger RNA, 687 nt
Organism: Colletotrichum karsti
Lineage: Eukaryota; Fungi; Ascomycota; Sordariomycetes; Glomerellales; Glomerellaceae
Product: rieske domain-containing protein
Exons: 2
Coding region: 1-687 (228 amino acids)
Molecular function (GO): 2 iron, 2 sulfur cluster binding
Source: RefSeq, a predicted model, not a curated record
AUGAUUCAGAAUCCACCGUCAUCGCAAUUUGCAUCCACCACGCUAAGUAGCACUCUCUCGACUCAUCUUCUCGAUCAAGCGGCAGAAGCGCGCGCACACGCAACGGCGGAGGAGAUGAACACAUUCGGGUCGCGGUCCCGGGCCGACGCAGGGUGGUUCUCGGCCGGUCUCGCGUCCUCAUUCCCCGAUCUCGGGUCGGACGACGGCAACCUAUCAGAUCUCCGCUUCUGUGCCACAGAUCUCAAGCCGGGAUGCAAGGUCUUCCACGCCCCCAAGACAAACGGCCCGGCGCCGCAGAGCGCCGAAGUGGAUCUGUCGCCGGACUGCGUUGAGUCUGCCGAGAUGGAGGCGGACUUGAAAGACCAGGUUAUGGUAUUCAGGUUCAAGGGGAAGUUCCAUGCUAUCGAUCAUAAAUGUCCUCAUUCUUCAUACCCAUUAUCUCAAGGCGUUCCCUUUGAUAUCGAGGACUUCGGUAUUGUUCUCAGCGCGGGAAUCACGUGCCCGAAACACAGUUGGUCUUUUGAUCUAUUCUCGGGGAUGUCGGAUCGGGCGAGAUACAAGCUCGGGGUGUGGGAGGUGCAGCUUCGCGAUGCUGUUGGAUCUGAGGCCUUAGUAUCAAUAGAGGAGGGAACCUCGGACGGUCCGGACAAAGAGGUCUGGGUGAGGAGAAAGCAAAGAAUCGGAUAG